AUGCCUGGUCCGGGUGGCGGUAGUUCGGGCGCGCCGGACUUUGCUACAUUUGCUCAGCAUGGCCCUGUCUCCAUCGCGCCAUCGCAUGGGCCUCGGAGACACAAGACAACACGCGGUCUGCUAAUUGCCAAGGGCCCUGAAGCAUCCCCGCUCGCAGGCAAAGUGCCGCACUUACUGCUGCACGCGAAGAUGUACGCCGCUGCGGAACGAUACAAGAUUGGUGGGUUAAAGGCAUUGGCAUUGGAUAAGUUCAAGAUCCAGCUGACACGGCAUUGGGAUGCGCCCGAACUCGCUGAAGCGAUCCACGUAAUAUUCAUGGAGACUCCCGCAACAGACAAGGACAUGCGUGAAGCUGUAGCAGACACGCUUGAGUGGCAUCCAACUCUCCUCGACAAGCCUGAGAUCGAGACGUCGAUCAUGGAGAUCAAUGGCUUAGCAUAUGAGUUAUUGCGACGAAGUCGAAGGGCAGAACCGGAGUACGACUAA
Molecule: messenger RNA, 486 nt
Organism: Dissoconium aciculare CBS 342.82
Lineage: Eukaryota; Fungi; Ascomycota; Dothideomycetes; Mycosphaerellales; Dissoconiaceae
Exons: 2
Coding region: 1-486 (161 amino acids)
Source: RefSeq, a predicted model, not a curated record